ACCCAUCCCCCCUCCCACAUACGCCGCCUCCCCUCCCCUCGCCCCUCCCAGAUCUCGACAGCCUCCCCCGCCGCCGCCGGCCGGUCCGCCGAGGCUCGCCGCGCCGCCACUGAGCGCUCAUCAUGGUUAGGAAGAAAAGAACCGGCACCGGAGAGAGUUCCGGAGAGGCUUCGGGAGCUCCUGGACAGGGUUCCUCGCAGCCAGCUGAGAGAGCCCCUCCUCAACAGCAUGGCGGUGGUGGUGGACGUGGUUGGGUGCCUCAACAAGGUGGCCGUGGCGGUGGGCAACACCUAGGCCGUGGCGGUGGACAGUAUCAGGGCCGUGGUGGCCCACCUGAAUAUCAACAGCGUGACUACCAGGGCCGUGGACAAGCAGGUGGUGGUCUACCAGAAUAUCAACAGCGUGACUAUCAGGGCCGUGGACAAACAGGCGGUGGUCCACCAGAAUAUCAACAGCGCGGCCCUCAGGGCCGUGGAAAUUCAGGUGGUGGUCCACCUGAAUAUCAACCGCGCGGCCCUCAGGGCCGUGGAAAUCCAGGUGGUGGUCCACCUGAAUAUCAACCGCGCGGUCCUCAGGGCCGUGGGCAUCAAGGUGGGGGUCCACCUGAAUAUCAACCGCACGACCCUCAGGGACGUGGACAUCCAGGUGGUGGUCCACCUGAAUAUCAACCGCGCGGCCCUCAGGGCCGUGGACAUCCAAGUGGGGGUCCACCUGAAUAUCAACCGCGCGGCCCUCAGGGCCGUGGACAUCCAGGUGGGGGUCCAUCUGAAUAUCAACCGCGCGACCCUCAGGGUCGUGGUGGUCCACCUGAAUACCAACAGCAUGACUAUCAGGGACGUGGUGGCCCACGCCCUAGAGGGGGUGGAAUGCCGCAGCCAUCCUAUGGCGGGCAUAGGGGAGGACGUGGAGGACACAAUGUUCCUCCAGGUCAGUCAAGAACAGUUCCCGAGCUGCACCAAGCACCAGAUGUCCAAUAUCAAGCCCCGGUGGUUUCACCAUCCGCAUCGGGAGCUGGCUCAUCCUCUCAGCCCGUGGCAGAGGUGAGCAGUGGACAAGUCGAGCAACAGUUUCAGAAACUUGACAUCAGUGAUCAAAGUUCGACGAGCCAAGCCAUUCAACCGGCACCUGCAUCAAGCAAAUCAGUUCGAUUCCCAUUGCGCCCUGGAAUGGGUAAAUGUGGGGAUCGGUGUGUGGUGAAAGCCAAUCAUUUCUUCGCGGAGCUCCCUGAUAAAGACCUUCACCAAUACGACGUGACCAUAACGCCAGAGGUUACAUCGCGCGGUGUUAAUCGUGCUGUGAUUGCAGAACUUGUAAAGCUGUAUAGACAAUCUCAUAUGAAUGGACGUCUGCCUGCCUAUGAUGGAAGGAAGAGCCUUUAUACAGCUGGGCCAUUACCAUUUACUACGAGGACAUUUGAAAUCGCUCUGCAAGAUGAAGAUGAAGGCCUCGUUGGUGGGCAAGCCACACCAAGGCGUGAGAGACAAUUCAGAGUGGUCAUCAAGUAUGCUGCCCGUGCUGAUCUCCAUCAUUUGGCUAUGUUUCUAGCCGGGAGGCAACCAGAUGCACCUCAAGAAGCUCUUCAGGUGCUUGACAUUGUGCUACGGGAAUUGCCUACUGCCAGGUAUUCCCCAGUUAGUAGAUCAUUUUAUUCUCCCAACCUAGGGAGACGUCAGAGACUUGGGGACGGAUUGGAAAGUUGGCGUGGAUUUUACCAAAGUAUAAGACCUACUCAGAUGGGGCUUUCGCUGAAUAUUGAUAUGUCUUCUACAGCAUUUAUCGAGCCUCUCCCUGUGAUUGAGUUUGUUGCUCAGCUUCUGUGCAGAGACAUCUCAGUUAGACCGCUCACUGAUUCAGAUCGUGUGAAGAUUAAGAAAGCCCUACGAGGUGUAAAGGUUGAGGUUACACAUAGAGGAAACAUGCGUAGGAAAUACCGUAUAUCUGGCCUCACAUCACAAGCAACGCGAGAGCUAUCAUUCCCUGUUGAUGAUCGCGGUACUGUGAAGACUGUGGUGCAAUACUUCCUGGAGACGUAUGGUUUCAAUAUUCAGCACACCACUUUACCAUGCUUGCAAGUCGGUAAUCAGCAAAGGCCAAAUUAUCUCCCCAUGGAGGUUUGUAAAAUUGUUGAAGGACAACGCUACUCAAAACGACUGAAUGAAAAACAAAUAACUGCUCUACUGAAAGUGACUUGCCAGCGCCCUCAAGAGCGUGAGAAGGACAUCUUGCAGACUGUGCAUCACAAUGCGUACUACGAAGAUCCAUAUGCACAGGAAUUUGGCAUAAAAAUUGAUGAGCAACUUGCAUCGGUUGAAGCUCGUGUUCUGCCUCCGCCAAGGCUUAAGUACCAUGAUAGUGGCAGAGAGAAGGAUGUCUUACCCAGGGUCGGCCAGUGGAACAUGAUGAACAAGAAAAUGGUCAAUGGUGGUAGAGUCAGCCACUGGGCAUGUAUUAACUUCUCUCGGAAUGUGCAAGAUAAUGCUGCCAAGGUUUUCUGUCAUGAGUUGGCUAUAAUGUGCCAAAUAUCUGGAAUGAACUUUGCACCUGAACCUGUGCUGCCCGUACUUAGUGCGAGGCCUGAACACGUGGAAAGAGCUCUGAAGGCACGUUAUCAUGAUGCCAUGAACGCAAGCAAUCCCCCAGGCAAAGAACUUGACCUGCUAAUUGUUAUACUGCCGGAUAAUAAUGGUUCUCUUUAUGGGGAUCUUAAAAGGAUUUGUGAGACUGAACUAGGAUUGGUAUCCCAGUGUUGUCUUACAAAACAUGUGUUUAAGAUGAGCAAGCAGUAUCUUGCAAAUGUAGCUCUUAAAAUCAAUGUUAAGGUCGGGGGAAGGAAUACUGUACUCGUGGAUGCUUUGGCAAGGAGGAUUCGCCUUGUUACUGACCGACCGACCAUAAUAUUUGGUGCUGAUGUUACACAUCCUCACCCUGGAGAAGAUUCCAGCCCUUCCAUUGCAGCUGUGGUUGCUUCUCAAGACUGGCCUGAGAUAACUAAGUACGCAGGAUUAGUGAGUGCCCAAGCCCAUAGGCAAGAGCUGAUACAGGAUCUUUUUAAAGUAUGGCAAGAUCCCCAAAGAGGAACUGUGACUGGCGGCAUGAUCAAGGAGCUUCUCAUAUCUUUCAAGAGGGCAACUGGGCAGAAACCUCAGAGAAUCAUAUUUUACAGGGAUGGUGUCAGCGAGGGACAGUUCUACCAAGUUCUGUUGUUUGAACUUGAUGCCAUUAGGAAGGCCUGUGCAUCCUUGGAGCCAAAUUAUCAGCCUCCAGUUACUUUUGUGGUUGUCCAGAAGCGUCACCACACUAGGCUUUUUGCUAACAAUCACAAUGAUCAGCGUACUGUCGAUAGAAGCGGGAACAUACUGCCUGGCACCGUUGUUGAUUCGAAGAUCUGCCAUCCGACAGAAUUCGAUUUCUACUUGUGUAGCCAUGCUGGCAUUCAGGGAACAAGCCGGCCUGCCCACUAUCAUGUUCUCUGGGACGAGAACAAAUUUACUGCUGAUGAGUUGCAAACUCUCACAAACAACCUGUGCUACACGUAUGCUCGAUGCACCCGCUCUGUAUCGAUUGUUCCUCCUGCAUACUAUGCCCAUCUGGCAGCCUUCCGGGCUCGGUUCUACAUGGAGCCGGACACCUCCGACAGCGGGUCCGUGGCGAGCGGUGCACGUGGCGGUCCUCCACAGGGCGGUCCACGCAGCAGCACCAGGUUUGGGAACGUUGCUGUCAGGCCUCUCCCCGCCCUCAAGGAAAACGUCAAGCGCGUCAUGUUUUACUGCUAAGAUCCUCGCAGUUACCGUGAGGUAACUUGAAGCACCUGUGAGUCGUAUUGGUGAUGCUGUUCAACACCAUUGUGGGAACCUAAACCAAAGUUAUCUGCUGUACUCUGUUUCAACACCAUUCUAAGUACCUGCACCGGAUUGGUGACUAGUGUGGCCGGUGCACAAACCUUUUAAGCUAUUCGACUGAAUUGGGCGUCAUUUGUCUGUUGCGUUGCGCCGGUGCUGCUGCGAGAAGCUUUUGCUUUCAUGGCUGUGCCGCGUGAGAUAUCUGCCUAGUCCUAUAUUUGUAUCACUGGUGUUUAAAAUAUUUAUGAACCUAUGUCAAGGAAUCACUUGCUAGCA
Molecule: messenger RNA, 4115 nt
Organism: Hordeum vulgare subsp. vulgare (domesticated barley)
Lineage: Eukaryota; Viridiplantae; Streptophyta; Magnoliopsida; Poales; Poaceae
Product: protein argonaute 1B-like
Exons: 23
Coding region: 123-3773 (1216 amino acids)
Biological process (GO): regulatory ncRNA-mediated post-transcriptional gene silencing
Cellular component (GO): cytoplasm
Molecular function (GO): protein binding; RNA binding
Source: RefSeq, a predicted model, not a curated record